Rotaria sp. Silwood2 is the source of this 1269-nucleotide messenger RNA. The record is from the annotation of a GenBank genome assembly. NCBI's taxonomy places the organism in Eukaryota, Metazoa, Rotifera, Eurotatoria, Philodinida, Philodinidae.
AUGAUAAAUAUCUAUGAUAGUGACAAAAUAACAAAUUUACCUGAAUAUGCACAAGAAUUUAAUAAUGUUGAUAAACGAAAAUUAUGCAUAAGACGAUAUAUUAACAAUAAUUCAUUAGAAAUCGAUCAGCAAAAGAAAAUUUUUCAAAUUAGAGAAUAUGAAUUACCAAUAACAGAAAUAAUACUUACACUUGUUAUACAGAAGGUGAAAAAUGAAAAUAUUGUUUUACCCAAUAGCAACGGAGAAUAUUUAUGUGGUCCCUAUGUUAGAUUGGAUUGGAGAAAUCCAAAUCAUAUAUCACCAAAGACAAGAAAAUCCUUGAAUGAAAAUCCAUAUUAUUAUAUAUAUGAACAAGCUGUCGGUAAAGAAGAGUUUUUUAACAAAAUCUUAGCUAAUAAAUUAUGUGCUAUACCAUUUGUUGAUAAAAAUAUCACUGAAGAUCUCGUAACUCAUUUAAUUGAUGUUAAACAACCAAAAUUAUCUGCAUUAAAAAUGUUUAUGAUUAUUCAAUCGUAUUUUUCUCGAAUCAUCAAAAAAUUAGCGCAGGAACAUCAUAUUUAUGCGGGAUGUGGUUUACGAUCAUUAACUGAUGUUGAAGAUAUGCUCAAAUCAAGUGUUUGUCGAUGUGUUGUGGCUAGUGCUGAUGAUGUAUUGAUUACGAAGAUACCCAAAGAACGUUUAGUUGUCGAAAUAAGUAUUAAUGAACAAAAUGAAGUACUUAUUCAUGGUCGUCAAACAAAUACUCAUUCAUUUGAUCGUGUUGUUCCACAACUUGGAUCUGCAAUUUGGAAAAUUAAAUUAACCAUUGGCAGUAUAUUCAAUAGUAUGAUCAAUUUUAAUGAUAAUGGAACUGUAUCAGGUAUCAUUCAAGAUGUGAAUGGACCAGUCAAAGGUUUAUGCUAUAUGAAUCGUGAAUCAAUUAAACAAACGUGUAAACAUAGAAAACUAUAUAGAUAUGCGAGAAAAUUAGGGAGAGUUAUAAUGAAAGGUGAAACAUCUGGUGAUGUUCAACAUAUUAUUCAAAUUAGUUUAGAUUGUGAUUCAGGUGCCAUGUUAAUAACAGUUGAUUCAAAAAAACCAUUUUGCCAUACAGGUAAUCAUAGUUGUUUUUGUAUACAAGCAAGUAUCAAAGCAAAUUUAGCUACAUUGACUGAACAUAUUAAAUCGAAAAUAAACGAUGAUAGUUAUACAGGCAUAAUGCAAAGAAAUCCACAAUUAGCUCUUGCUAAAGUAACGGAAGAAUUUUGGGAAGUGAUAGCGAGUCAUUAA